AUGACAUCCAACCCAAACCCAAACCCAAACCCAACCCCCUCACCAGUAACCGACCGCUGCUACGGGAUCAUCACCCUUCGCUACGCACCUCCACCAUCUACCCUUCCCAUCAAUGAAUCAACUUCCAACGAUGCAAAUCCAGCUCAGAAACCAAGCGAGAAAACAGAAAAAGAAAACUUGGAAGUCCUCCUCAUCCACCAAAAAACCGGGUCGAAAAAACCACCCUUCUGGGCUUUUCCCAAGGGACAUCCUGAGGAGGGUGAUAUGACGUUCUUGGGUACGGCGAGGAGGGAGGUGUUGGAGGAGACGGGGUUGGAGGUGAGAGUUGGGGAUGGUGAGUUGAUAUUUUUCUUUACUUUUUUUGUUGAUUUUGAUUUUGAUUUUUUGAGGGGGUGUUUUUUUAUCGUCCUUUUCUGAAUUCGCUCCUCGGCGGACAUGUUCUUUAUAUUCAGAAUUUAGUGAUUCUGUAGGAGUUUAGACGUACUUUCCCGACUUCCAAGUUUAGAAAUUUCCACAGAUCCAACCCCAUAUACCUCAGAACCUCACUAACAAACCCACCCAUCUAGUCCUAACCUUCCCCUCUCUCCCCCUCUCCACCCCCAACAACCCCCCUCCAACUCAAGAACCCCCCAUCCCCCUCCCCUCCACCCUCAAAGACCAAGACCCCAUCACCCUCCCUUCAACCUUCACAGAAGUCCACACCUCACCAGGUCGGAAACGAGGGAAGGUGGUUACUUAUUAUGUUGCUUUGCUACCUUCUCCCCUUACCACUACUACCGCCUCUAACCCCCUUGACCCAACCGCUCAAUCUAUCCAAAUCCAAAACCAGAAUGAGAGCCAAAACCAGGAACAGAACGACAACAAAGAAAAAGAUAAAGAACAGGCUCACCAACAUAAGAUAACCCUCCAAGAAAAAGAAAUAGCAGCCGCACAAUGGCUCCCUACCCACGAAGCGAUGACGACGCUCUUCUACCCCGAGGGGAAAGAGGUGUUGAGGUGUGUUUUGGAGGCGCUUGAGAGGGAGGGGGGUGUGAGGGGGUGUGGGAGGAUGGGUGGUGGUGUUUGA
Messenger RNA from Hymenoscyphus albidus, 1066 nucleotides. Lineage: Eukaryota; Fungi; Ascomycota; Leotiomycetes; Helotiales; Helotiaceae. The record is from the annotation of a GenBank genome assembly.